AUGAAUCUUAACGAGCGGCUGAGCUCCGUGCUGCAGUACGUGCGGGAGAGCGGCGACCCGUACGUGCGCCUGGUGCACGCCGCGAUGAAGGCCGACCGGCGUGCGGUGCCGUUUUACCAGAUGGAGGAGGUGCGGGAGGCGACCUUUCAGUCGGACCACGCCUGCGAGAUGGUCGUGAGGGCCCUCGCGCCGAGCCUGGAGGAGCGGGCGACGGCGGCGGCGGCGGGCAAGGCCCUCUACAUCCUCCGCGUGCUUUUCCUCGAGGGCGCCAACGGCGUCCGCGUCCGCGUGGCGCGGCUGCGCGGCAGCCUGCACCGCCUUGCGCACGUGCAGGACGUCCGCCGGGACUCGCUGGAGGCGGCGAACCGGGACGCCGCCGCCGCCCUGCUGCAGGCGCUGGACGGGAAUGGCGAGGCGCUCGCGUCGCGCGGCGGCAGCGGUGGCGGGACGGUGGAGGCGGAGGCGACCUCGCCGCAGUCGUACAAGAGCGAGUUUCAGGCAAUGCACGAGAAGGAGCAGCGGCUGUACCGGCGACGGUGCGAGGAGGAAAAGCGGCACGCGGCGCUGACCGUGCGGGGGCGCGUCUACGGCACCUUCGACGGCGGCCUGUCGCCCGACAAACUCGUCGAGCAGGUCGUCGUGAGUCCGAAGAAGCGGUUCGCGCCGGCAGAGCUGGAUUCAUUUGUGGCCGCCGCGCAGGCCACGGGAGAGCUGCCGGCGGUGUGCGCCGCGCUCGACCAGCGGCUGCAGGGCAGUCGGCAGACGCUGCAGGACAGGUACAAGGUCCUCCUCGUGGUGGAGGCGCUCGUCCGCGGGGGCGUGAGGGAGGCCCAAGAGUAUUACCGGGAGAACAGCGAGGGGCUUCGUCGUCACCUGACCGUGAACAGCGCCGAAAACCCUGUCAAGGCAGAGGCGGCGCAAAGCACUGCGCGUCGCAUUCUGCAGGCGUUGCCCACGACGCCGCCACGCCACGCUGGCCCCCCGCAGCAGCCCACGUCGUCGCAGCUGGACGCUCUCUUUGCAGGCGUGUCGCUGCAAAGCCCACCGGCGGCGUCCGCGUCGCAGCAGCAGACAUCUGCUGCUACUUUUAUUGAGGACAUGUUUGGCCCCUCACAGGGCGCUCCUGCCUCGCCGAGGGAAGUGGCGCCAGCGUUAGGCGCGUUCCAGUCCCCCAUGGGCGCGGGUUUUGGCGCAUUGAGUGGGGAGGCGUGGCAGCCACCGCCGGGGCGUGUCUCUUCGCCGUGCGUGUCGCAGGGCUUUGCUCCGUCGGGGGGGAGCUGCGCCGACUCGCUGCGGCAGACGCCCUCGGCCCCACUGGCCGGUGUGCGGGGCGUCUCUGCAGUCACCGCAGGGGAACCUGCGCCCCGGGCAACCCCGCCGCGCAGUGCCCCAGACAUGCCGCGCGCCGGAGACGACCGAAGCGACGCCGAGAGGCUGCGGCUUAUGCAAGAGAUACAGGCACAGAUGGAGGUGACGCGGCAGAUGCUGGAGCAGCAGCAGUCCGCCCUGCAUUCACUCCAGGCAGGACUGCCCAAAAAGUGA
This is a messenger RNA of Trypanosoma conorhini, 1542 nucleotides long. RefSeq lists its product as uncharacterized. The record is from RefSeq and is a predicted model, not a curated record. Bases 1 to 1542 code for a protein of 513 amino acids. The transcript has a single exon. Lineage: Eukaryota; Euglenozoa; Kinetoplastea; Trypanosomatida; Trypanosomatidae.